AUGGUGGCAUUCACAGCGAUGGGGGAAGACACAACUGGCACACCACUGCACGAGGGCAGUGAGGCGCAGUCAGUCGGAGCAGGCCAGACUCUCCACCAGACGGGAGUAAGAGUCUGAGUGUGUGUAUGUGUGUGCAUGUUUUUGUGUGUGUAUGGUGUAGGGUGAUGAAGUAUAAGGUGAUGGUGAAUCAUAAGUGAGGCACCCAGAAUGUUCCCUAAGGGUUGUGUUGAGUUUGACAACUCUGCAUUGGGAUGAGAACACAGCCAGUGUGGAUUGAGAUGGUUAAGAGUGACAUUAGACAUCAGAGUUGAAUCUAAUCAGAGUUGAAUCUACUCACAGUGAAAGUCUUCUGUCAGACCUAAAAGUGUAAUCAAACAAAAUACUACUCGGCCUCCAAAACAUGUAAUUGGUGGAUCUAAUGAAUCUUCUAUUGUACCCCUGAAUAGCUACACUGUGAACAACCACAUUACUGGUGAGACAUGUUAGUGUGCUGGUAAGAGGUACACUUUCAAUUUAUACAUUUUAGUGCCAAGAAAACAGAUGGCGCCAAAAGAGAUUUAAGCACAUUUGGCAAAGCCAAUGGAGGAGAGAGAACGCAUGGAAGAUUUGUUAUUCAAGGCAACACAGGGCUAGCCCACACUAACCUUUAAACGCGCAGUACAGCAGACAGUUAAGUGCAAUGCUGGAUCCUUUGGGGGCACUAAGGGUGGGCUUCUUAAAACAUGUUAUUAUAAGCUAUUCAGGAGACAUGGGGGUUCUUUAUGGGCAGACAGAAGAGGGGGAAAUUGAAUCAUAUUUGAUAUGAGACCUGCAGAUUUCAACACAUCAGCCAGUAAUGGGUUCAAGCGGGUGAUGGGGGCAUUGGGGCACUGUAGAUUUCCCAGGUAAUAAUGGGGAUAUUAAUACCCUCAGUGGUAACAAAGAAAUCUCCAUCUUUAAAGUCCCCAAACUAGUGUCAGCAUAUUAGAAAACACAGCAGAUGACCUUUACACACAAGGAGGAAAACCCUUGUCAUUGGAUCAGCAGUGAAACUAUGAGGGGGGUUUAUCGAUGCAUAUGUUUUUGGAUUUGCCAUUUCUUUCACUGAACAAUUACUGUUCACAGAGUAGUACUUCAUAAUAAUUUUGUGAUUUAGCUGAUUUUGAGAGAUAGCUAUCAAUAGUGGUGAUACAUUGUCAAGGCGUCAGUGUAAUGCGGUAGGACGAAGUCAGGCGCAGGACACAGAGCUGAUCGAAAAACAUACUUUAUUCAUAGGUAUCUCAAUGAACAUACCUCCACGCAGUGAGGAACAAACCCGCUCACAUACGACAACCAAAAGAUGGACAAACACGCACAACACACAGUGAGAGCCAGAGGGUUAAAUAGGGAAGACAUAAUUACAUAAUGGGAAACAGGUGAGACCAAUACAGACAAAACAAGUAGAACAUAGAAACAUGGAUCGGUAGCAGCUAGUACUCCGGUGACGACGAACGCUGAAGCCUGCCCGAGCAAGGAGGAGGGGCAGCCUCGGCUGAAUUCGUGACAUACAUUAAUGUGAAGUCAUUGCUGAUCAGUCAAUCCCAGCUACUGCAAAAAUGGGGACCAAAAUUACAGUUUGAUAUGGUAAUUAAAUUAUAUAGCAUGGACCAGAGUAAUAAGAGUGCCAUAAAUAAAGAGCAUGAACAAAGGGGUCUGGGUAGAACCCCUGCCUCAUGCCAUCUGUAAGGCUCUGCAUACUUUCUACAUGUGCACUGCUCCCCCACAGAAUCUGCCAUAGCCAUCAUUCAUCUUACCCCAAAAUCCUCAGCGUGUGAUGUGGCGCACAUUAAAAACACUGUAACAGCUGAUGGCUUUCACAGUUAGCAUGUGUUCCUGAUACCUUGAGACCUUUGCACUGAGCAUUUCAUCACCUUUUCCAUAAUUACUUACCAUUACUUUAACAGGUGCACCUCUCUUCCUCAGACUGCACAUAUUUUUUUUUCUCUUAUACCUGAGAUUUUAUUUGAGCAACUUAGCCUUGCUGCAAAAUCUAUCUGAAGUGAAAAUGCCUGUUUCUUGGGGGUUGUUGAAACUUCCUGGUGUGAGAUUGGGGGGGGAAAGCUGACAAAACAACACUAGCAUAAAGCUGUACAUACUGUAUAAGAAGAGGGAUGUGUGUGAUCAUUGGUGUGAUCUAGCUAGCACAAUCAUUUGGAUCUCUCUGUCAGCAUGCAUCCCGUAGUUGGGACAUAGAGAGAGUAGGACAAAAGGGUUUAGUAGUCUGGGAGCUGAACCGGUGUACGUUGUCUGACUGAUGUAUCUUGAGGCUUUUUAGUGCUGGUGUUCUGCCACCCUGACACAGUCAUGCUCGGUCUCAACGACGACUGCCAUUACUCUCUCAUUGACGCACUCUGCUCCUAUGAGCUAUUGGCAUUGACUCAUUGUCAGUUUGUCAUGAAUAAUGAUGAGCAUAAGAGGUCUCAUUACCUUAUUAUGUUCAUUAAAUCUUGUUUAGUUCCUGUGUGCUUGAUCUCAUUGUGCGUUAUUAACUCAAAUAGGAUGUUCGGUAUGUAACAGAUGCUUUUACCGUAUUUCUUGCUCACAAGCACAUUGCUCUCUGUACAGUUCUUAACUAGUUCCUAGAAAUGACAGGCCUGAAUCAAUCAGCGUUAUGGCCCUGUGUUCACGCCAUUACAAUAUGCAGAUUGAUGUAUUCUUAUACCACUCAAUUGGCUGCAACAUAAUUUGUUCCAUCCCACUGUGUUCCAGUAUGGCUGUUUCAACUUCUAUUGUUACGGUUUCAUUGUAGAAAGUGCUUGGGUGGGAUUACAGCCUGUUUAUUUCUAUGCUUGACUUGGCUGAAUGGUUUUCAUCAUAUGAAUGGUGAAAAGGGAUCAAUGUGGCCAUAAGAAUAAAUUAAAACCUGUUAACUCUGCCCAAAGCACAAAUACAGUACAUGACAGGAAGACACUAGAGACGACUGGAGAAGCAGGAAAUCAUUAGGCCUAAACCUUGACAAGAAAAUAUUAACAUAGAGCACACCUCCAAUUAUGUGCAGGCCCUAUCUGAUGUAAUUAUUAUCCACAAUACGAUGGGUAGCCCUACAACAAUUCUAGGACUCUGGGAGAAGUAGGCUUACAUGCAAUUUCGACAAGCUUGUCUACUUAGAUAGAAAAAAACGAUUUAAUAUGUUCUUCUAUCAUCAUCAGAUGAAUGCCUGAAAUGGGUCUUCCCAAGGUCCUUCCAAAAGCAUGGGGCAAGAUUAUGUGUUAGGUAAGAUAGACCCAUGGAGAUAGGCCGAGCCUAUUUUUUUAAAUACAUUUUUUUUUCACCUUUAUUUAACCAGGUAAGCCAGUUGAGAACAAGUUCUCAUUUACAACUGCGACCUGGCCAAGAUAAAGCAAAGCAGUGCGAUAAAAACAACAACACAGAGUUACAUAUGGGGUAAACAAAACAUAAAGUCAAAAAUACAACAGAAAAUAUAUAUACAGUGUGUGCGAAUGUAGUAAGUUAUGGAGGUAAGGCAAUAAAUAGGCCAUAGUGCAAAAUAGUUAAAAUUUCGUAUUAACACUGGAAUGAUAGAUGUGCAAAUGAUGAUGUGCAAAUAUAGAUACUGGGGUGCAAAUUAGCAAAAUAAAUAACAAUAUGGGGAUGAGGUAGUUGGGUGGGCUAAUUUCAGAAUGGCUGUGUACAGGUGCAGUGAUCGGUAAGCUGCUCUGACAACUGACGCUUAAAGUUAGUGAGGGAGAUAAGAAUCUCCAGCUUCAGAGAUUCUUGCAGUUCGUUCCAGUCAUUGGCAGCAGAGAACUGGAAGGAAUGGCGGCCAAAGGAGGUGUUGGCUUUGGUGACCAGUGAGAUAUACCUGCUGGAGCGCAGACUACGGGUGGGUGUUGCUAUGGUGACCAGUGAGCUAAGAUAAGACGGGGAUUUGCCAAGCAGUGAUUUAUAGAUGACCUGGAGCCAGUGGGUUUGGCGACAAAUAUGUAGUGAGGGCCAGCCAACAAGAGCGUACAGGUCACAAUGGUGGGUAGUAUAUGGGGCUUUGCUGACAAAACGGAUGGCACUGUGAUAGACUACAUCCAAUUUGCUGAGUAGAGUGUUGGAGGAUAUUUUGUAAAUGACAUCGCCGAAGUCAAGGAUCGGUAGGAUAGUAUGUUUUACGAGGGCAUGUUUGGCAGCAUGAGUGAAGGAGGCUUUGUUGCAAAAUAGGAAGCCGAUUCUAGAUCUAACUUUUGAUUGGAGAUGCUUAAUGUGAGUCUGGAAGGAGAGUUUACAGUCUAACCAGACACCUAGGUAUUUGUAGUUGUCCACAUACUCUAGGUCAGACCCGCCGAGAGUAGUGAUUCUAGUCGGGUGGGCGGGUGCAAGCAGCGUUCGGUUGAAGAGCAUGCAUUUAGUUUUGCUAGUGUUUAAGAGCAGUUGGAGGCUACGGAAGGAGUGUUGUAUGGCGUUGAAGCUCGUUUGGAGGUUUGUUAACACAGUGUCCAAUGAAGGGCCAGAUGUAUACAAAAUGGUUGUCGUCCGCAUAGAGGUGGAUCCGAGCGUCACCAGCAGCAAGAGCGACAUCAUUGAUAUACACAGAGAAUACCAGGGAUGGGUAACUUUGAUGGGGGUGGGGGCCACAAAAAACCUGAACUCAUCAUGAGGGGCUGCAAUUGCUUGCAGGUGUGCAUACUCACAUAUGCAUUUUUACGUUUUAAAGUUGCAAUUCUAAACAUUUUGCUAUGGGGCGUAGAGAAAAUGUUGCAGUUUUAAAGCUAUUUUCAAGCAAUUCUACUCGUUUUGUCAUACGGUGGAGAGAAAUGUUUGCAGUUUUUAAUAUGAUAUCUGAAUGAGACCGACUAACACAAUCAAUGGGGGCCCCACGGCCGGUAAUUCGACCAUGAUUACUAUGUCUAGAUAGCUGGCCCCUAGACUAACCAAUAAUAAUAAUACAUAGUUGACAUGGGCUAAUUGAGUGACAGUCAGUGACUCACAUAUAAAGAGAAUACCUGCUGAUGCACAACCAGGCCGCCAGUUGCCCAUCCCUGACCUACACUGACUGAACUGAUUGCAAAUGACUAUUGCAGGUUGGAUUGUGACACCAAACCAUACUGUCAACUCACAGGACAAGUCAAAUUCCAACAUGUCAAUGAGACUAGACUAGUGAAUCAAUGGCUACGCUAGAUGCUCGCAUGCAAUAUUAAUGGGAGAAGGGAGAAAAAAAAGUUUCACCGUCUCUGGUUGUAGUUAAUUAUUUCUUAACCAUGAUAACAUUCCCAGAAGAACAUUGACACUGGCUCUGUAGUGAAAGACACGAGCAGUACCAUCAAAGGAUCCACAGCAGGACGACAUUUAAAACAAUUGACCAAGGUAAGAAUUACAGGCCUACCUGUCUAUCACACUCCGUCCCCCUCUGUCCUAUUCCAUAUGGCAGGUACACUUGACAGUUUUUCCAGGCGUUCUCAUUCUGUGGUAAGAAUCCCAGUUGCAGGCUGGUCCAUUCAUGAAAGUUGACACACGUUUGAAAAAACUGUAAAUCGCAAUCCAUCUGGGUAAUCAUGCUCUCGAAAUGGAAAUGAGAAUGUUUGACAGGAAUAUUGCUCACCGAUAAUAGGCUACAUAGAAUACAUAGACAAUGUAUCCUUUAGUUUAUCUAUCUAAUUUUUCUUACUUACUUUUUUAAAACUGCAUUGUUGGUUAAGGGCUCGUAAGUAAGCAUUUAACGGUAAGGUCUACACCUGUUGUAUUCGGCGCAUGUGACAAAUAAAAUAUGAUUUGAUUUGAUGAAUGUAAUGUUGCUCUCAUAAAAUGUCUUUGAGCAUUUUGGAGAUAGGCUCUAUGCUUUAAACAGUGUCUACAUAUGUGAAAAAAACGCAUUUUUAUGACCUGUGGUUAAAAAGAUAAGAAGAAAAGGUUUAAAAAAUGCUUCUCUGUGACUACACAAGGUAAGAUUAAAAGUUAAUAAACAGUAAUUUCCAAAACCUGUAAUGAGUUUCUAGCCAGAGGGAGGGUAUUUUCUUGCUCCCCACGCAACCACAAAUCUCAUAGUGUUUCAAAAUCACUGUUUUAAAAUGUUUUAACUUUUGAUGAUGUCAUCAGGUUGAACUUUUUUAACUGUAUCUUUUUUUUCUACAGUUCUACAAAAGUUCAGUUCAUAUAAGGAAAUCAGUCAACUGAAAUAAAUUCAUUAGGCCUUAAUCUAUGGAUUUCACAUGACUGGGAAUACAGAUAUGCAUCUGUUGGUCACAGAUACCUGGUAGGGGUGUGGAUCAGAAAACCAGUCAGUAUCUGGUGUGACCACCAUUUGCCUCAUGCAGCAUGACAUAUCUCCUUCACAUAGAGUUGAUCAGGCUGUUGAUUGUGGCCUGUGGAAUGUUGUCCCACUCCUCUUCAAUGGCUGUGCGAAGUUGCUUGAUAUUGUCGGGAACUGGAACACGUUGUCUUACACGCCAAUUCAGAGCAUCCUAAACAUGCUCAAUGGGUGACAUGUCUGGUGAGUAUGCAAGCCAUGGAAGAACUCUGAAAUUGUCAGCUUCCAGGAAUUGUAUACAGAUCCUUGCAACAUGAGGCCGUGCAUUAUUAUGCUGAAACUUGAGGUGACGGUGGCGGAUGAAUGGCACGACAAUGGGCCUCAGGAUCUCAUCACGGUAUCUCUGUGCAUUUGAUCAAAUGCAAUUGUGUUUGUCUGUACCUUAUGCCUACCCAUACCAUAACCCCACUACUACCAACUUGGGGCACUCUGUUCACAACGACGAGCAGGCAGAUGAGCCGGUUUCUGACAGUUUGUGCAGAAAUUAUUCAGUUGUGCAAACACACAGUUUCAUCAGCUGUCCGUGUGGCUGGUAUCAGAUGGUCCCGCAGGUGAAGAAGCUGGAUGUUUAGGUCCUGGGCUGGCGUGGUUACACGUGGUCUGUGGUUGUGAGCCCGUGGAAGUACUGCCAAAUUCUCUAAAACGACGUUGGAGGCGGCUUAUGGUAGAGAAAUUAACAUUCAUUAUCUGGCAACAGCUCUGGUGGACAUUCCUGCAGUUGGCAUGCCAGUUGCACACUCCCUCAAAACUUGAGACAUCUGUGUUAUUGUGUUAUGUGACAAAACUGCACAUUUUAGAGUGGCCUUAUAUUGUCCCCAGCACAAGGUGCACCUGUGUAAUGAUCAUGCUGUUUAAUCAGCUUGUUGAUAUGCCACACCUGUCAGGUGGAUGGAUUAUCUUGGCAAAGGAGAAAUGCUCAUUAACAGGGAUGUAAACAAAUGUGUGCACAAUACUGUAUUUGAGAGAAAUAAGCUUUUUGUGCGUAUGGAAAAUAUCUGGGAUUUUCAAUUUCAGCUCAUGAAACAUGUGACCAACACUUUACAUGUUGCAUUUAUAUUUUUGUUCAGUAUAAAUGUGUGUCACAGAUUUACAUACAGAAUAAUACGAAUUGUCCUGAGACCACGUUGGAAAUCCAUAAUUUGUAAUAAAACUUUUGUCAAAUUCAAUCACGUAUUGUGUACUUGUUUCUGUUUCUCUAAUAUGGCAACUCAGAGGGAAUACGCAUUUGCCAAUUGAAUUACAGAUUACGUAAUGUAGAGCCAUUUUACACAGGACAAACAUAGGUACAUGGUAAGGGUUUAAGAUUUUACAGCGACUCGAUGUAGUCAGAGUUCCAGUCUGCCCACCCUCAUCGCUACUCAACUCUCUUGUACUUGUACAGUGGGGAAAAAAGUAUUUAGUCAGCCACCAAUUGUGCAAGUUCUCCCACUUAAAAAGAUGAGAGAGGCCUGUAAUUUUCAUCAUAGGUACACGUCAACUAUGACAGACAAAUUGAGAAAAAAAAAAUCCAGAAAAUCACAUUGUAGGAUUUUUAAUGAAUUUAUUUGCAAAUUAUGAUGGAAAAUAAGUAUUUGGUGAAUAACAAAAGUUUCUCAAUACUUUGUUAUAUACCCUUUGUUGGCAAUGACACAGGUCAAACGUUUUCUGUAAGUCUUCACAAGGUUUUCACACACUGUUGCUGGUAUUUUGGCCCAUUCCUCCAUGCAGAUCUCCUCUAGAGCAGUGAUGUUUUGGGGCUGUCGCUGGGCAACACAGACUUUCAACUCCCUCCAAAGAUUUUCUAUGGGGUUGAGAUCUGGAGACUGGCUAGGCCACUCCAGGACCUUGAAAUGCUUCUUACGAAGCCACUCCUUCGUUGCCCGGGCGGUGUGUUUGGGAUCAUUGUCAUGCUGAAAGACCCAGCCACGUUUCAUCUUCAAUGCCCUUGCUGAUGGAAGGAGGUUUUCACUCAAAAUCUCACGAUACAUGGCCCCAUUCAUUCUUUCCUUUACACGGAUCAGUCGUCCUGGUCCCUUUGCAGAAAAACAGCCCCAAAUAUGUUUCCACCCCCAUGCUUCACAGUAGGUAUGGUGUUCUUUGGAUACAACUCAGCAUUCUUUGUCCUCCAAACACGACGAGUUGAGUUUUUACCAAAAAGUUUUAUUUUGGUUUCAUCUGACCAUAUGACAUUCUCCCAAUCCUCUUCUGGAUCAUCCAAAUGCACUCUAGCAAACUUCAGAUGGGGCUGGACAUGUACUGGCUUAAGCAGGGGGACACGUCUGGCACUGCAGGGUUUGAGUCCCUGGCGGCAUAGUGUGUUACUGAUGGUAGGCAUUGUUACUUUGGUCCCAGCUCUCUGCAGGUCAUUCACUAGGUCCCCCCGUGUGGUUCUGGGAUUUUUGCUCACCGUUCUUGUGAUCAUUUUGACCCCACGGGGUGAGAUCUUGCGUGGAGCCCCAGAUCGAGGGAGAUUAUCAGUGGUCUUGUAUGUCUUCCAUUUCCUAAUAAUUGCUCCCACAGUUGAUUUCUUCAAACCAAGCUGCUUACCUAUUGCAGAUUCAGUCUUCCCAGCCUGGUGCAGGUCUACAAUUUUGUUUCUGGUGUCCUUUGACAGCUCUUUGGUCUUGGCCAUAGUGGAGUUUGGAGUGUGACUGUUUGAGGUUGUGGACAGGUGUCUUUUAUACUGAUAACAACUUCAAACAGGUGCCAUUAAUACAGGUAACGAGUGGAGGACAGAGGAGCCUCUUAAAGAAGAAGUUACAGGUCUGUGAGAGCCAGAAAUCUUGCUUGUUUGUAGGUGACCAAAUACUUAUUUUCCACCAUAAUUUGCAAAUAAAUUCAUUAAAAAUCCUACAAUGUGAUUUUCUGGAGAAAAAAAAUCUCAAUUUGUCUGUCAUAGUUGACGUGUACCUAUGAUGAAAAUUACAGGCCUCUCUCAUCUUUUUAAGUGGGAGAACUUGCACAAUUGGUGGCUGACUAAAUACUUUUUUCCCCCACUGUAUAUGGAGAGUUGAGAUUUUCUCAGCUAGCCCUAGUUCUAACCCAGACUGUCUCCAUCACACAAGUGCAUUUGCAUGUGACAAUUUGAUGGGAUGCAUUAUUGAAUUUGCUCUAUUGUUUACAUUUUUGUUGGUGGCCCAGUCUUUGCUGUGUGCACAUCUUACAGAGUGUGGCUUAAUGGCAGUUUGCCUCCAACCACUAUGCUGCAGUUAGGAAAAGCUAGAUUGAUUAGUGCACAAAUUAACAUUCUCCCUCCCUAAACUAAUUUGCUGUCCUGGAUCUAUUUCAUUAAUAAGUCCAUCCAACUAACAUUUCUAAAAUAAAUGGCUAUUCCUGUGGUAAAUCUACCAAAUUCAAUAACCUUAAUUACAAUAAAUUCAGUAAACAUUUAGAUGGAAUACAGUAACUGUGUCACUUACCCCACUAGGAUGCUUUAAACAUAAUUUAAUAAAAUGGCAAAGGAACCUCUGCAAAGCCACUUAACCUUGUAAAAGCCUUGCAUACACAUUACGCUAUAGCUUCUUUAGACAGGAAUAGAUAACAAUUGAUCUGGAUUUUCUUGCAAAUAUGUGAUCAGUCCAUCUAAGUUGUUAUUGGGUGACUUCACUGGGUCGCCCUUAAUUGCUUUUUGUCAUGCUGGUCUCACUUGUCAUUCGAUGCAAAGCUCAGAGGCCACUUUUUCUUUUGGAUCCCAAGAAGCCGACAGAUGUCAAUAUUGGGGGAUACUAAUCAUUCUGGCAAAGAGAAACAUCUUUAUGGGUUUAGUCAUGAUGUAGUAUGCUUUACUCCAAAAUAUAUGAGCUGUGCUGUAGCUCAAAAUCUUCUGUCCAGAAAGGCCAUUGUCAAGUCUGCCCUUAUACAGCAUUGGACUACAUGCAGCACUAUGGGAAAGACCCUUAUAAGAGAGAGAAAAGUGUUUUUGAAAUAGUUCAAUACAUGGAAAUGGAGAUUGUUGACUCAGAAGCUAAUAUUCUAGUCCUCUUCUCCCAGAUGUUCACCUGUGUUGCACAUAUGUUUUGUGAGGGAGUGAAGGCACUAUUACUUAUAUUACUAGCAUCCCAGUAAGGCCCUGAAAUAAACUUUGCUGUCUCUCCAGAGGUCCAGCAUGAUGCCUGAGGUACAGGAACUGUCUGAGGCUCUGCCUGACCUGAACACAGAGCCCAUCACUGGAGUUGUUGUGGUGGCGUGCCGAAGCAAGGCACCUGCUGAAUACUAUGUUGUGAGUAACUUUUCAUAGCUUUUUUCAUCAAUCAUUCUUUUAGAUUGAGGAUUCAUAAGCAUAUAGCUUAUCAUGGAAUAUAAAUGCAUUUUACCAUACUUCGCACAGCAUUUUCCACUUACUUUGAAUUCAACCUCAUUUGUAGGCAAAUAAAUUACAUUAUGCAUAUGUUGUGAAGCAGAUGCAGUAGGAUUUAUGCAAUAUUAUUUAUGCAUAAAUUCUAUAUAUUUUGUAAUUAGUGAUUAAUCAAAACCAUGCAGGGCUUUAUUAAUAUUACAUUUUUGGGGAACUCAGUCGGGGUCUCAACUUACUGUUGAGAGUUAGAAUAGUAGAAUACAGAGGUGCAUUUUGUUAUGUCAGUCACUGACAGUCACUCAAUUAGCCUAUGUUAGCUAACAUUUUGUAGAUUGGUAAAUUAAUCUAGCCAGCUUUCUAAACUGGUUGUAAUCAUGGUCGAAUUACCGACCGGGCACGCAGGGCACGUGCCCAGGGGCCCUGACCUCCAGAGGGCCCCCAUUGAUUUUGUUAGUCACUCUCACUCAGAUAUCAUAUUAAAGCAUGGCAAAAUGUGUAGAAUUGGCACCGCUCAGGGCCCCUAAAAGGCUAGGGCAGGCCCUGAAACCAUGUUCUUAAUAACAUUGUUGUAUUGUUGUGGAUUCUUCAAUAUUGUCUUUGGAGGGUAGCCAUGAAGCACUUGGGCAUGCACUUGGCUAGCACUUGUGAGUUUUGUUGAGUUUUUUGUGAGAGGAAUUGAGUAACUAACUAAUUCAUGCAGUUUACUUUGAUGAUGGAGAUAAUUACUGUAGGCCUAUUUGUUGCCAUUAGUCUUUCAGCCUUACCAGAGGCUAUGGUUUAACAACCUUUGGUGGAUGCCCCCCACUGUUCUGGCACUGUGUCCCCAUGUUUGUUGAACACUCUCACAGUGAAGAGGGGUUGCCGGCUGUUUGGCACCCCAGCAAGUUUGAACAAUCUGGUUGAGAGAGAGAGGAAAGUAGGACAGCGAUAUCACUGGCCCAUGGGAGCCAUGUUUGUAUUUGUGAAAGAGUGAGAAGAGAGAGAGAGAGAUGGAGAGAGGAAUGUGUUUUGUGAAUUUAACAAAGCACAAAGCAAACACAGUGAUAUAGCCUGGAGUGGGCUCAAGGGCAGAUCUCUAUUCUUUUUCUUUCUCUACCCUCUCUUUUUUCUUUUUCCUUCCUCUCAUCCCCUUCUCACUCUUCCUGCCCCACCCCACACAGCCCAACGGUUGUAAUCUCUGGUGGGUGUUGGUGGGUUGGCAUUGUGACGGUGCUUUGCCUACUGGCAUUGGGACUCCAUGCAUACCACAUGACAGUGAAUGAGAAUGACACUUCCUGCUUGGUUUCUUCAGUUGGAAAGAUCCCUAUGUUGUUACUGAAGGGAGUGGAGGUGUUGCUUCGCUUUGGUAGUCUGGUUAUGUCAAUGUUUAGUCAUGUUCUUCUACUGUUCAUGUUAUAUUCUAGGCCUACUUUGGUUGCUUCCUUUUUCUGAAUUAAUCUUCAACGAUGACUACUUUUAAGAAAUACGUUUUAUGCCGUAGAUCAAUGAGCAGAUUAACUAUUUUGCUCUCCACUACGGUGCACUCACAUCUCUGAACUUGAACAGGUUUUUCCUACACAAGAGAGCAGGCCCAGAUCAAACAGUGUUCCACAGGGAUCAGGAGCAUUGCUCAAGCUGCAGCAGCCACCCCACAUCAAACAGCUUAAGCAGGCACUGACACAGACACUUAGGGCGGCAAAGGGAAGCUGUGUGUAAUUCAAAUUUGCCUGAGCCUAUAACAUACUACCCUCAUGAACACAUUAACAUACGUUUAUUUGAAGGAGAGUGGCGCUAGCCUGAGAUCUGAGCCCACUGUAAUUGGCUAGGACCUCCGCUGAAUUGGUUUACCAACCUCAGAUGGGUACGGUUAAUCGAUUAAUCGAAUAUUCAAACGGACGUUAGUAUUCGAUAACUACAGUGAGUUAGUUUUCUUUCUAAAGAAAUGUGGGCCUAUAUUAACAAUCAAAAAGCUUUGUCUCAAUUACAUUUUAAUUAUCAUUUUGACAUUGUUACCUACAAGAUAUACCAUGACAUUUUAAAUUCUUAAUUUAAUAAAACAACCGAUUUUUGAAUGUAGUUUUUAUAAUGGUGCAUUGAGCAGUCUGUUUGCUGUUUACCGCUGCGAUGUGCAUUUGCGUCAUUUUGAUUGGUCAAGAAAGUCAAGAGCAUUUUUUAAAUGUAUUUAGUGUAUCUGGAUAUCCAAAACUGUCAUUAUAUUAUUUGAAUAUUAAAAUAAUUUCAAAUGCCCAUCCCUAGUAGCAGUUGCCUUUCAUCUGCUUCUUAGGGCUCUCUCUCAUUAUAACCUCAAUGACGUUCUCUGUCUUUUGAGAUUUGUCAUAGGAAAUACCAGUACUCCCAAUAGACUUACCUAUUCCAUGGCAGAUUUUCAUCAUUUUCAUUUGUACAGAGUUUGGGAAUCAGCAGUUGGAUCUAUCAGUCAAUCAGACAACUUUAUAUGUGUACAUGAACAUCUAACUGACAAGAUCAGAUUUAAAAGAUUGAUUUAAAGUCAGAUCCUGUGAUUCCUUGAUCUUCAGACUUUUCAUGCAGCAGAAACACUUCCAGCAAUGAGCCUGUUGGAAGAUGGGAGACACAUUACAGUAGAUAGUAGAAAGAAAAUAGAGAGCAAGUGCACCAAAACGUUACCCUGCCUCUCCCUCUGCGGCUCUGCGGGUGGCAAUUCACAUUCUGGGCGCGUCGCCCCCUGCUGCCGGAGCUAUGGCAGGAUGACGCCUGAGGUGCCUCCUAGGAGCGCUGUGCCCUCGUUACUCCCUUGCUUGACUUUGGGUUUCACACAGCCAGCCCUUUGUUUACGCUGACAGGAUGCACUGGCUACUGACCUGGAAAAAGUGGCCAAGACGGGUUGUCUUGUAAGGAGGUGGGGGCUUCUGGUGAUGUAUGGGCUCCUCAUGGGACUUAUCACUGCGCCCGCUGGAGAUGCCUGCAUCUCUCUCUUUUUCUCUCUCCCACUCUCACUUUCUCUCUCUCCUUUUCUCUCUCUCCUUUUCUCUCUCUCUUUUCCUCUCUCUCUUUUUUUCUCUCUCUCUCUCUCACACUCUCUCUCUCUCAUCCCCUCUAGUCACUGGUGGUUUUGCAUAAGUCUCUCCCUGCCAUGUUUUCCACAGCCAAUCGCUAGGGUCAUUCAUCAUUAUUGUCAGGGUGGUAAUGUGUGUGGGUGGGGGCAGAGAUCCAGAACUUCUUUGUUUGAAUGAACCUCAUUAAAUUGAAUCGUCUUUGUAAAGGAUCCUCUCUGAGAAUAAGUCUGGCAGUCAUUUUGGUGAUUUACCGACGAUGGCCAAUGUAACAUGACGCUUCAGCCAAGCUUGUUUUCUGGUAGCUAUGGAGAAAUGUCUGACUCACUCAUGUGGAGGAAGUUUUGGCUUUAUCAUUGUUGAGUGCAUGCACACUUAUAGAUGUGCUGCCCACACUGUCCUUCAUAGCCUUUUCUAUGAUAUGCCUGGGCUCUUGUGCAUUAUGUUGCCACAUCCGAAUACACCAUACACUGUAAGUCCUCAAUGCAGCCGGCUUAUUCAGGCAUUAUUUUAUUUUUCAUCCAAAUAAUAUCUCCCCAUCCGCAUCAGGAUCUUUUAGGAGCACAAUGAAGUUUGUUUUUCCUUAUUAGAGCAGAUCUUUGUCAGGUUUUAUUUAAUCAGCCCCAUUCCAGGGGAGGAUAUUUUCAGCCACCUAUUUGGAGGCUAAGGCUCCUUCUUUACCCACACAGGGCACUAAUGAGAUGGAGCGCUAGAGCAGGCAACCGUUAAUUAAGGAAAGUUUGCAAGAGAAGAGGCAAAAAGCAACACGCUCACACCGUACAUACAUUAACUUUAUCCCACCUCAUGCAUGUUCUUCCCCCCUUGUUGUUUUUUUUCGUCCUUUUUUCACGUAGGUUGCACAAACAACAGAUGGUUCCGAAGCCAACCUGUGGAAGGACGGCUUAUUCAAAUCCAAGGUCACCCGCUACCUCUGUUUCACCAGAGAUAAUGUAAGUGGAAAUGUAAACUUCUCAAUUUCCCUAUGCAUCAUGCAAUAACACCUCAUCCCUAACACCUUUUUUGGCACUGGUUUGCUUGGUUUGCUCUCUCUAGCAUUCUCCUGUGCAGCACUUUGAUAAUUGAAAGUUCAAUGAAUUUUAAAUGUCUGUUUUAUUUUUAUGAAUGUAAAUACCAAUAUAAACUUUUGAUUAUGUGAUUGCAUUUCUAUUAUUUAUGUGUGAUACCUUGGUGGGCUCUUGGGAUUAUAUUGUUGAUGUUCUUGUGUCCACCAGAGAGGGAGAUUUAUGAUUAUUCAUAGUAUUACAAGCUUCUAUUUAAACUAUUUCACUUUUUCCAAUUAACCUUGACCCUGUCGAGAAUUUGGAUACCUCCCAGUGAUUCUUCAACUAUGAUGCACACAUCAAAAUGUUGUUCCCUUUAUAAGAAAUUACACUUCAAAAGGCCAGUUCAAUAUGGUUGGAAAUGGGGCACCUAUUUAAAAUAACAGUAAUAACUUAUUUGUUAAUUGCGCUCUCUUUGAAUGUUCUCUACAUAUCAACUGGUAGGCACAUUUUCAUGGUAUUUUUUUUACACUUAAGAUUUGAGAACAGAGAACAGUGAUUAUCCUGCUAUAAAGCCUACAGCAGAUUUGAUAAGUUACCAUUGAAUAGAAAAACACUGUGUAUCAUUAGUAUUCACCCCCCUUGGACUUUUUUCCACAUUUUAUUGUGUGCAUGCAACAAGGCACUAAAGUUAUACUGCAAGAAAACACGGCAAAGGAAUACCAUUUUUGCCCUAAAUGCAAAGCUUUAUGUUUGGGGCAAAUCCAACACAACACAUCACUGAGUACUACUCUCCAUAUUUUCAAGCAUGAUGUUGGCUGCAUCAUGGGAUGGGUAUGCUUGACAUCGGCAAAGACUGGGAAGUUUUUCAGGAUAAAUAGAAAUGGGAUGGAGCAAAACACAGGCAGAAUACUGGAAGAAAACCUUCUUCAGUCUGCUUUACACCAGACACUGGGAGAGGAAUUAACAUUCCAGCAGGACAAUAACCUAAAACACAAGGCCAAAUCUAGCUUACCAAGAAGACAGUGAAUGUUUCUGAGUGGCCAAGUUACAGCUUUGACUUAAAUCUGUGUCACACCCUGGCUCUGGGACUCAUUAUGUUGAGCCAGGGUGUGUUCAUUCUAUGUGUUUAUUUUCUAUGUUGGUAAUUCUGUUGUGUUUAAUUCUAUGUUUGCCUGAGUGACUCCCAAUCAGAGGCAACGAGUGUCAGCUGUUGGCUGGUUGUCUCUGAUUGGGAGCCAUAUUUAAACUGUCUGUUUUCCCUUUGUGUUUGUGGGUUUUUGUUCCGUGUUCGGUCAUUGAUACCGUGGACGUCACGAGUCGUUUCUUGUUUUGUAUUCAUGUUUAAACUUUAACUAAUUAAAGUAUGUUUGUUCAUCACGCUGCGCCUUGGUCUACUCCUUACCUCGAUCGUGACAGAAAAACCCACCAUGCAACGACCAAGCAGCGUGUCCAGGGGCAGCCCUUGGGCUGGACAUGGGAGGAAGCGCCGGGAAAGGCCCUGGCGAAAGAGGAGCAGCGUGUCCAGGAGCAGGCAGCCUGGACAUGGGAGGAGAUAUUGGACGGUAAAGGGUCCUGGACUUGGGGGGAAAUCCUGGCCGGGAUGGAUCGCCGGCCAUGGAGUGAGACAGUGGAGAGGCGACGGAGAGAGGAGCAACGGCGUGAUCAGGGUCGUCGUCGGACGGUCGAGAGGCAACCCCAGACAUUUUUUAGGGGGGGGCACACGGCAUGGACGACGGGGCUGACGGAGGCAAAAAAGGGGCGGAUCCAGAAGGCCACCAGGCCAGGGGUACACCGCCCUGUACGUCCUGUGCGGAUGCCUCACACAGAGUGUGUGAGGGUAGGCAUUCAGCCAGGACGGGUUGUGGCCGCUCUUCACUCCAGGCCUCCUAUCUGUCUCCACAGCCCGGUUCGGCCUGUCCCUGCUCCACGCACCAAGCCUACGGUGUGCGUCGCCAGCCCAGUCUGGCCUGUCCCUGCUCCACGCACCAAGCCUACGGUGUGCGUCGCCAGCCCAGCCCGACCUGUCCCUGCUCCACGCACCAAGCCUACGGUGCGCGUCGCCAGCCCGGCCCGGCCUGUUCCUGCCACUCGCACCAAGCCUACGGUGCGCGUCGCCAGCCCAGCCCGGCCUGUCCCUGCUUCACGCACCAAGCCUACGGUGUGCGUCGCCAGCCCAGUCUGGCCUGUCCCUGCUCCACGCACCAAGCCUACGGUGUGCGUCGCCAGCCCAGCCCGACCUGUCCCUGCUCCACGCACCAAGCCUACGGUGCGCGUCGCCAGCCCGGCCCGGCCUGUUCCUGCCACUCGCACCAAGUAUACGGUGCGCGUCGCCAACCCGGCCCGGCUUGUUCCUUUCACUCGCACCAAGUAUACGGUGCGCGUCGCCAGCCCGGCCCGGCCUGUUCCUGCCACUCGCACCAAGUAAACGGUGCGCGUCGUCAGCCCGGCCCGGCCUGUUCCUGCCACUCGCACUAAGCCAGGGGUGCGAGAAGUCAGCCUGGUAAGGCCCGUUCCUCCUCCAUGCACCAAGCCAGGGGUGCGAGUCGUCAGCCUGGUAAGGCCCGUCCCUCCUCCACGCACCGAGCCAGGGGUGCGCGUCGUCAGCCUGGUAAGGCCCGUUCCUCCUCCACGCACCAAGCCAGGGGUGCGCGUCGUCAGUCCAGCACAACCCGUGCCUGGGUCACCGGUGCCUGGUAAAGUACCGGUCAACUGCUCCACUAUGGAGCUGAAGCUAACCGCUCCUGCUAAGUCCAGUUCGGCUCCAGCCGGCGGGGCCAGACUCGACCAGGGGCGCUAUGGGGGGUGUAUUGGAGGGUGGUGGUCAAGGCCGGAGCCAGAACCGCCGCCGAGGAGGUAUGCCCGCCCAGCCCUCCCCUGUUUUGUUUAGUUGAGGCGCGGUCGCAGUCCGCGCCUUUAGGGGGGGGUACUGUCACACCCUGGCUCUGGGACUCAUUAUGUUGAGCCAGGCUGUGUUCAUUCUAUGUGUUUAUUUUCUAUGUUGGUAAUUCUGUUGUGUUUAAUUCUAUGUUUGCCUGAGUGACUCCCAAUCAGAGGCAACGAGUGUCAGCUGUUGGCUGGUUGUCUCUGAUUGGGAGCCAUAUUUAAACUGUCUGUUUUCCCUUUGUGUUUGUGGGUUUUUGUUCCGUGUUCGGUCAUUGAUACCGUGGACGUCACGAGUCGUUUCUUGUUUUGUAUUCAUGUUUAAACUUUAACUAAUUAAAGUAUGUUUGUUCAUCACGCUGCGCCUUGGUCUACUCCUUACCUCGAUCGUGACAAUCUGCUUGAAAAUCAAUGGUAAGACUUGAAAAUUGUGUUCUAGCCAUGACCCCUAACACCUUGACAGAGCUUUAAGAAUUUGAAAAGUAAAAUGGGCAAAUAUUGCACAAUACAGGUGUGCAAAUCUCUUAGAGUGAGAAGACUCAAGCUCUAAUUGCUGCCAAAGGUGUUUCUAACAUGAAUUAAGGGGGGUGAAUGCUUAUCUAAUCAAGGAGUAUUAGUUACAUAAAAUGUAACAGUGUUUAACUAUAUACUAUCUAUGCUUACUAUGCUGUCGUUUUUAAACCUAAACGUAAAGAAUUUGAACAAAUUCAGAUAAAUACACUACCGGUCAAAAGUUUUAGAACACCUACUCAUUCAAGGGUUUUUCUUUAUUUUUACUAUUUUCUACAUUGUGUAAUAAUAGUGAAGACAUCAAAACUAUGAAAUAACACAUAUGGAAUCAUGUAAUAAGAUUCUAGCCAGUCUUUGCCUUGAUGACAGCUUUGCACACUCUUGGCAUUCCCUCAACCAGCUUUACAUGGAAUACUUUUCCAACAGUCUUGAAGCAGUUCCCACAUAUGCUGAGCACUUGUUGGCUGCUUUUCCUUCACUCUGCGGUCCGACUCCUCGCAACCAUCUAAAUUUGGUUGAGGUCGGGGGAAUGUGGAGGCCAGGUCAUCUGAUGCAGCACUCUCCUUCUUGGUCAAAUAGCCCUUACACAGCCUGGAGCUGUGUUGGGUCAUUGUCCUGUUGAAAAACAAAUGAUAGUCCCACUAAGCGCAAACCAGAUGGGAUUGCAUAUUGCUGCAGAAUGCUGUGGUAGCCAUGCUGGUUAAGUGUGCUUUGAAUUCUAAAUAAAUCACAGACAGUGUCACCAGCAAAGCACCCCCACACCAUAACACCUCCUCCUCCAUGCUUUACGGUGGGAAAUACACAUGCGGAGAUCAUCCGUUCACCCACACCGCGUCUCACAAAGACACGGCGGUUGGAACCAAAAAUCUCAAAUUUGGACUGCAGAUCAAAUGACACAUUUCCACCGGUCUAAUGUCCAUUGCUCGUGUUUCUUGGCUCAAGCAAGUCUCUUCUUCUUAUUGGUGUCCUUUAGUAGUGGUUUCUUUGCAACAAUUUGACCAUGAAGGCCUGAUUCACACAGUCUCCUCUGAACACAUGUUGAGAUGUGUCUGUUACUUGACCUCUGUGAAGCAUUUAUUUGGGCUGCAAUGUCUGAGGCUGGUAACUCUAAUGAACUUAUCCUCUGCAGCAGAGAUAACUCUGGGUCUUUCAUUCCUGUGGCGGUCAACAUGAGAGCGAGUUUCAUCAUAGAGCUUGAUGGUUUUUGCGACUGCAGUUGAAUAAACUUUCAAAGUUCUUGAAAUGUUCUGUAUUGACUGACCUUCAUUUCUUAAAGUAAUGUUGGACUGUCAAUUCUUUUUGCAUAUUUGAGCUGUUCUUGCCAUGAUAUGGACUUGGUCUUUUACCAAAUAGGGCUAUCUUCUAUAUAGCCCCCCCUACCUUGUCACAACACAUUUUACAUUUACAUUUACAGUGAGGGAAAAAAGUAUUUGAUCACCUGCUGAAUUUGUACGUUUGCCCACUGACAAAGACAUGAUCAGUCUAUAAUUUUAAUGGUUGGUUUAUUUGAACAGUGAGAGACAGAAUAACAACAAAAAAAUCCAGAAAAACGCAUGUCAAAAAUGUUAUAAAUUGAUUUGCAUUUUAAUGAGGGAAAUAAGUAUUUGACCCCUCUGCAAAACAUGACUUAGUAAUUGGUGGCAAAACCCUUGUUGGCAAUCACAGAGGUCAGACGUUUCUUGUAGUUGGCCACCAGGUUUGCACACAUCUCAGGAGGGAUUCUGUUCCACUCAUCUUUGCAGAUCUUCUCCAAGUCAUUAAGGUUUCGAGGCUGACGUUUGGCAACUCGAACCUUCAGCUCCCUCCACAGAUUUUCUAUGGGAUUAAGGUCUGGAGACUGGCUAGGCCACUCCAGGACCUUAAUAGGCUUUUGGGUCAUUGUCAUGCUGGAAUACCCAUCCACAACCCAUUUUCAAUGCCCUGGCUGAGGGAAGGAGGUUCUCACCCAAGAUUUGACGGUACAUGGCCCCAUCCAUCGUCCCUUUGAUGCGGUGAAGUUGUCCUGUCCCCUUAGCAGAAAAACACUCCCAAAGCAUAAUGUUUCCACCUCCAUGUUUGACGGUGGGGAUGGUGUUCUUGGGGCCAUAGGCAGCAUUCCUCCUCCUCCAAACACGGCGAGUUGAGUUGAUGCCAAAAGCUCGAUUUUGGUCUCAUCUGACCACAACACUUUCACCCAGUUCUCCUCUGAGUCAUUCAGAUGUUCAUUGGCAAACUUCAGACGGCCCUGUAUAUGUGCUUUCUUGAGCAGGGGGACCUUGCGGGCGCUGUAGGAUUUCAGUCCUUCACGGCGUAGUAUGUUACCAAUUGUUUUCUUGGUGACUAUGGUCCCAGUUGCCUUGAGAUCAUUGACAAGAUCCUCCCGUGUAGUUCUAGGCUGAUUCCUCACCGUUCUCAUGAUCAUUGCAACUCCACGAGGUGAGAUCUUGCAUGGAGCCCCAGGCCGACGGAGAUUGACAGUCCUUUUGUGUUUCUUCCAUUUGUGAAUAAUCGCACCAACUGUUGUCACCUUCUCACCAAGCUGCUUGGCGAUGGUCUUUCCAGCCUUGUGUAGGUCUACAAUCUUGUCCCUGACAUCCUUGGAGAGCUCUUUGGUCUUGGCCAUGGUGGAGAGUUUGGAAUCUGAUUGAUUGAUUGCUUCUGUGAACAGGUGUCUUUUAUAAAUGUAACAAGCUGAGAUUAGGAGCACUCCCUUUAAGAGUGUGCUCCUAAUCUCAGCUCGUUACCUGUAUAAAAUAAACCUGGGAGCCAGAAAUCUUUCUGAUUGAGAGGGGGUCAAAUACUUAUUUCCCUCAUUAAAAUGCAAAUCAAUUUAUAACAUUUUUGACAUGCGUUUUUCUGGAUUUUGUUGUUGUUAUUCUGUCCCUCACUGUUCAAAUAAACCUACCAUUAAAAUUAUAGACUGAUCAUUUCUUUGUCAGUGGGCAAACGUACAAAAUCAGCAGGGGAUCAAAUACUUUUUUCCCUCACUGUAGUCAUUUAGCAGACGCUCUUAUCCAGAGCGACUUACAAUUUGGUGCAUUCAACUCAGGAUAGCCAGUGCGACAACCACCCUUUUUUAUGGGGGGGUGGGGGAGGGGGGGGGGGGGGGGGGGGUAAAAGGAUUACUGUUAUACUAUUCCAGGUAUUCCUUAAAGAGAUCUCCGGGAGGUGGUCAGUGACUCCACUGUCCUGGCGUUGUGGGGGAGCUUGUUCCACCAUUGGGGUGCCAGAGCAGCGAAUAGCUUUGACCGUGCUGAGCGGGAAUUGUGCUUCCAUAGAGGUAGGGGGGCUAGCAGGCCAGAGGUGGAUGAACGUAGUGCCCUCGUUUGGGUGUAGGGUCUGAUCAGAGCCUGAAGGUAAGGAGGUGCCGUUCCCCUCACAGCUCCGUAGGCAAGCACCAUGGUUUUGUAGUAGAUGCGAGCUUCAACUGGAAGCCAGUGGAGUGUGCGGAGGAGCGGGGUGACAUGAGAGAACUUGGGAAGGUUGAACACCAGAUGGGCUGCAGCGUUCUGGAUAAGUUGUAGGGGUUUAAUGGCACAGGCAGGGAGCCCAGCCAACAGCGAGUUGCAGUAAUCCAGACGGGAGAUGACAAGUGCCUGGAUUAGGACCUGUGCCGCUUUCUGUGUAAGGUAGGGUCGUACUCUGCGAAUGUUGUAGAGCAUGAACCUGCAGGAUCGGGUCACCGCUUUGAUGUUAGCGGAGAAUGACAGGGUGUUGUCCAGGGUCACGCCAAGAUUCCUUGCACUCUGGGAGGAGGACACAAUGGAGUUGUCUACCGUGAUGGCGAGAUCAUGAGCGGGCAGUCCUUCCCCGGGAGGAAGAGCAGCUCCGUCUUGCCGAGGUUCAGCUUGAGGUGGUGAUCCGACAUCCACACUGAUAUGUCCGCCAGACAUGCAGAGAUGCGAUUCGCCACCUGGUUAUCAGAAGGGGGAAAGGAGAAAAUUCAUUGUGUGUCGUCUGCGUAGCAAUGAUAGGAGAGACCAUGUGAGGAUAUGACAGAACUAAGUGACUUGGUGUAUAGAGAGAAUAGGAGAGGGCCUAGAACUGAGCCCUGGGGGACACCAGUGGUGAGAGCACGUGGUGCGGAGACAGAUUCUCGCCACGCCACCUGGUAGGAGCGACCUGUCAGGUAGGACGCAAUCCAAGAGUGAGCAGCGCCGGAGAUGCCCAACUCGGAGAGGGUGGAGAGGAGGAUCUGAUGGUUCACAGUAUCAAAGGCAGCAGAUAGGUCUAGAAGGAUAAGAGCAGAGGAGAAAGAGUUAGCUUUAGUAGUACGGAGAGCCUCCGUGACACAGAGAAGAGCAGUCUCAGUUGAAUGACCAGUCUUGAAACCUGACUGGUUUGGAUCAAGAAGGUCAUUCUGAGAGAGAUAGCAGGUGUGUUGGCUAGAGACGGCACACUCAAGAGUUUUGGAGAGAAAAGAAAGCAGGGAUACUGGUCUGUAGUUGUUGACAUCGGAGGGAUCGAGUGUAGGUUUUUUGAGGAGGGGUGCAACUCUCGCUCUCUUGAAGACGGAAGGGACAUAGCCAGCGGUCAAGGAUGAGUUGAUGAGCGAGGUGAGGUAAGGGAGAAGGUCUCUGGAAAUGGUCUGGAGAAGAGAGGAUUGGCUCAAAUGCAUUAAGAAGGAAAGAAAUUCCACAAAUUAACUUUUAACAAGGUGCACCUGUUAAUUGAAAUGCAUUCCAGGUGACUACCUCAUGAAGCUGGUUGAGAGAAUGCCAAGAGUGUGCAAAGCUGUCAUCAAGGCAUAGGGUGGCUAUUUGAAGAAUCUCAAAUAUAAAAUAUAUUUUGAUUUGUUUAACACUUUUUUGGUUACUACAUGAUUCCAUAUGUGUUAUUUCAUAGUUUUGAUGUCUUCACUGUUAUUCUUCAAUGUUGAAAAUAGUAACCAUAAAGAAAAACCUUUGAAUGAGUAGGUGUUCUAAGACUUUUGACCUGUAGUGUAUAUGACAUGGGAUUACUCCAUUCAUCUGACUGUCCAAGUUAAUGGUCCUACAUUCACCAAGCAAUGAUUUGGGACCUAUACAGUACUUGUACAUACUUCAGCCCAAAAGACUGAUUAUAUGUCAACAGGACUGUAAUGAUUAGACAGCCAUUUCAACCUUUGUUCCUUUCCACAGUUUCUGUCAGUGUGUUAAUUUACAGCCUUGUGGCUGGAGUUAGAGGAAGUCACUUUAUUAUUAUUAUUGAACAGUCCUCGACUCCACCCUUAGAACUUUGAACUUUGAACUUUUUAUGCUGUAAAAACUAUGAUUUUACCUUAUGCCCACAUUGGUAUACAUAAUUGCAUUUUUGCACACAAUAAAUUAUUUCUCUGUGUUCAUUUUGGCAUAUCCUUGUGACAAAUCAGUAAUUUAUGGUUGGAUACUAAUAAUAAUUCUGAAAAUAGUCCCAUUAGAAUCAUUGUGAGAGUGGUUGAAACCAGCCCUUGUAAACACACCUCUUAACGGCUGCCUGCCUGGGACGGAGCUCAGUCUGGUCCACAGUUUAGUAUGUAUCACACAAAUAGCCUUGCACAUGUUCCUGUAUAUUAUCUUAACAUGUGUGUGCACGCUGUUUUAAAGAUUUUGGCACAAAUAAAACAUGACAGAGCCAUCAACAUAGGCUUUUUUGUCUGCCAGUCAAUGUAGCCCCCCCCCCCACCCCCUUAUGUAACUGUCGUUGACAUAAACAGUUUCUGCAAAAUUAGCCACUGAAUUAUGUGGAAGGAAGUAAACAGUUUGUGAUUGAUACUCUAGGUUGGAGGUAGAUGGCCCUUUUGUCAGGUCCUGAUGGAAGAAAAAAACAGCUGAAAAAAGGGUUUCAUGCAUAGUAAUAACAUUCAUCCAUAUUCCACCCUAAGUCAGAAUAAAAACUAUGAAUACAACAUUUCUCUAAUGGUAAUGACCGCCGGGCAACGGUAGCAGUGGAAUCCAGAUUUUCGGACGCGUCAAGUCACGGCUCGGUCGCCCCACUCUCCACUGCCGCUGUGUAUUAUUGCAAUUUAUUACGGCGAAAAAUUGAAAUAUAAUGACUGGAGGCUGGGAGGCUGAGAAGAGUCAUGCUUGAAAAUGUCAACUAAACAGUCCCUGAUUGUUUUUAACCACAUUCUGAUGAACAGGCAAUCCAGCCUGCCUCGCAUACAACCCUACUGUUUCUCUCCGAGGGUUGAGGAUGAUUGCAAGUUCACAGAUGCAGUCUCAUUUUUAAAAGAAGCUAUUAUGGAGAAAUUACUUCCACCAUCGUGUCAACUCCUCUCUUUAGAGACUUCCCAAGCUUUUAGGAAAUCAUUGAUUCAAUUGUCUUUGUAAUUUCUUUUCAGACCCUUACACUGAAAAACCCUUACACUUUUUGUACAAUCUAUUACAUCUGAAACGUGCACAUGUGGAUGUGUAAUGUUGAAUGUUUUCCUGUACAUUAGAGCCAGUCGUCAGAUGUGCUCCUUGACAUGAGGUUGAUCGAUUUGAAGGACACUCUACCAGAGGGCUUUAUACCCAUCCAAGAAACAGUGGACACCAGUAAGUAAGCAGUGGCCCCUAAACCACAACCGUAUCUCUGAAGGUUUUUCUGGCCCCUCACUAGCUUUGACUUUGCUUUAACCAGCCUCUGUGAAAGUCCUAUGGGGCAGCUUAGCUUGAAAUAGUGAAUGUUUUAUGGGUGCAGGUUAUCUUAAUUUAUGAUAGUCUGUGGGAAUAAAAUAAACAUUUUGCCCUGGAGGUACAAGGGAAGAGAAUCAUGAGUCAUUGUUUAUCUCAGCUGGAGCUGUGCUUUUCUUUAUGAGGGGCUUAUUUAUUUAUGUAUUUUUUGGGGGAUAGGACGAGUGGAUGGGGGUUAUCUAAUAUUAAUGAAAUGCAUUCCCCAAUGCUUUAGUGCUCUUUGAGUGCUUUGUAUUCCCCCUCACUAUCCAGGCCUUGAAAAUGUAAUAAUAUUUUGUGUGGGGAGUGAGGACAGCUGUUUAUUAUUUUUAUUAUCAUCACAUUUACACUGCACUUUCUAUCACUGGUUGGAAAUAAAUGGGCGAGGCACAGAAGUAAUAUGGGCAAGCAUGGGUAUGUUUUCUAGCUGGAAUGAAGAACAGAAAGAUUAUGUAUUGUUGGGCUAUGGUUUAAUGUAAUGUUUUAUUACUUUAUGUGAAUCCAUGUUUAAUGUAUACAUCUAACAUUAUGUAUCCAUAUCCAGUAAAAAUCCACAUUCAUAUUUGGUAGCAUAUACUGUGGCUGCUGUAGGGGUUAGCAUUUGUCUUUCAUUUUCUAAUCAUCAUUAUUGGUUUUUGUCAGUGCUUACCAGUAUUCUGUGUGUUUAUAGUUCAUAUCAUUAUUUUAUGCAUAGCUGUGACCAAGAGAUGCACUUGGCCUCUAGUUCAUGAUCCCUAAUAUGGUCUGUCUCUCUCCUUGUCCGUCAGAGGAGCCUGCCUUGAGGAAGAAGAGGCUGUAUGUUAGGCUCGGCCUACGUGUAGCCACAGAGACUGCUGUGUGUGACAUCCAGAUCCAGGGGAAGUCCAAGCACACCCUUACACACUACACUUGUAUUGGGUGAGUGGACAGACCUGUAAAAGGAAUAUUGUAUUUAUUUUCAGACUUUCUACCUGACACCCAUAGCAUUGUGUUUUGACAUGCAAUACCAUGGCAACGCUCUCAGUAGGUUGUCAUUGAUUUUGCAUAGUCUCCAAUGAGCAGGAUCCCCAUUUUCCUUCUCAGAACGUACUUUGCCUGCAGCCUGCUAGAGGCACCUGCCUGGACAUAAACAGUGCACAGUCUGCCAGUAGUACCUCAUUUCACCAUGCAAGAGAAACAAAGGGCUCACUCAGUCUUCUGCUCUGAUCAUCCACAUUUCUGUUGUUUAUCAAUCAUAUAUGAGCUGUACUCUCAUCAAUUAUGUCAUUGAAUUUUAACAAUGGAUUUAGUCUUGGAAUCUUUCUGAAAUGUCCUUGUGACAGUGUUGCCCAUGAAUUGAGGAGUAUUAUUUUACAUUUGACUGGUGUGUGACUCUUGUUUCUACAGAGAGCUAAACAAUAUGGAGAUUUUGUAUCGAAUGGGAAAUGUCCAUCCAUCCACUGAGACCGCUAUCUACAAAUCAAUGCCCAACACCACAAGGUACAUACCAAGUUCGUAAUGAUGCUUUUAUAACCAAGCAUCAACACCCUCUCUCUCAACUUUUAGUUGAAAAGGACCAUGCCAUUGUUUUGUGUUUACAGUAUUUGGAAACAUAUGAGUCCUAAGUUUAGAUUUGCCACAUUUGUCCAUUUUGGGUUCCUUUAGGUAUGUUUGUGAUCCAUUAGUCAAUACCUCUUGAGUGAUACAGUCGAUUACACACAAGUGAUUGACAGUUUAUACUCAUACAGUACAUGUCCUGAUAGCUGUGCCUGGUCAGAGAAAGCAGUGAAGGAGUACUGGAGAGAAAUGGAAAAUAGACAGGAUCCCCUGAAUGGGAACCAGGGCUAAACUCCUGCUAUUUGUGCUCUGUCUCAAGUUGGAGAGCCGGGUCGCUCUUUGACUGUGGUGACAUUAGUGCUGUUGUACUGUGCAAACAAAGGGGAAGAAACAUAGCCUGGAGAGAGAGAGACCGCUGCAGAGGAAGGGAGGGGAAGAGCUCCACCAUGCCAUACUGUUGUUGUACCGUACCCCCAUCCUCAGCUGCUCUGUCUGCCCUGCCUGGGGCCCACAGAGAAGGAGCAGGGCUUUGUACUGCAGCCAGAUCCAACAGCUUAAUUAUUUAUUGCAAUGAAGUACUGGGGAUUUCCAGAGCAAAUUGUAAGUAAACUAUCAAGAUUCCUUUUGAAUGGCAGUGUAGAGGGGGGCUUGGCAGGGGUAUCGAUGGGGUUGCCAGCUUGAAGUGCUGCUCUUGGAAUGUUAGAGGCUCAAUGUGGAGAGCGGUAUGAAAACUACUCCACUCCACAGCAGAGGUCAGAGUGAAGGUGGCCAGACUGAUGGAGUACUACUCAAAGGUGAGACUGUUCAAAUGGCUAUUAGUGAUGAGAGAAAGUAGUUUGAUUUAAAGUCAAGGUAUGAAGUGCAAACUAUGAUUUGAGAGGAGACGCAAAAAUCAGAGUUGUAUGAAUUGCGAAUAUUUGGGGAGCAGAUAGUUAAUAAUGUUUGAUGUCUCGAAACGAUAGAGAAAGCCUAGACCGUAUACUCUCUCAACUGUUACCAGUAAUCCUUAGCUCUUUUGAAGCCCACUUUCAAGUUGCUGAGGCGUUGGGGGUAAGAAUAAAUUGAACCUCGAAGCAACAAACCCCCUCCUGAUGCCUGCUGAGAUCACAGGCUCCUGUUUUUGUAUUAACAUUAAAAUUCAUGCCACAGUGUGAGAGCCUUCCUUUUAGUUCAUUUCCAUCCACAAUGCACAGACACAAGAUGUAUUGAAUAAGAAACUCUCGCCAGCCAAAGUACACAAUGCCAUUUUAUAAAGUGUAUGUUGCUGUUAUGUUCUUUGUUGGCUGCUCCAGACCCCUCAUUAUAGACAGAUAAACAACCAACACAUGGAAUGGGCACCCUUUCAUUAUACUGAGGACCUUGUGCUACCAUGCAUUGCAAUAUUUCUGGAGUGUUUAUGAGGCAUCCCACUGGGCACAGACGUCAAUUCAACGUCUAUUCCACAUUAGUUCAACGUAACUUCAUUGAAUUGACGCGUUAACAACGUUGAUUCAACCAGUGUGUGCCCAGAGGCAUAUAAGCUAUGUUUGAUUCAAUCAGCCAAAAUUAGUAUGUGCAUGUUUUCGAACUACUCCGGCAGUUGUACCUGGUAUCUAUCAUUUCUAAAAACUUGUUUGCAUCACUUGAACUCUUUCAUUAUCCAUGUUCAGCGUCUGAGAAUUCCCUCCUAUGCACUGUGCUGUCUUGGCGCUAUCUAUUACAACUUUAUGGCCAUUUGAGAACGGCACUCCUUAAAUGUAAGUGCCUUUCACGGUCAGUGGAAAAUAUGUUUUAAACGCAGUCAAUAUUGUGUACAUUUUUUAUGACCCUUGUAAUUUUGAAUGCUGGUGAUCCCUUACAAAUGUUAGGUUGCCCCAGGCAAUGUGAGCUUGUUAGAGUUGUGCUCUGACUUAAACAACUAAGCCACUUCAACUUUUGUCAGCAUUUAAAGCUGUCAGCAACUGUGGUACUGAAUUCUGAGUUUGUUCAACCAAUUAAUUUGUUUAGAAGAAUAAACUUGUAUGACCAUCCCCUGGACAUGGUUGGCCUCCACUUCAGUGAGCGCCAUAAUAACAUCUGAGAGCAAGCAGACAGGCCUUGUUUAGAAUAACCUGAGCCUUUAGCUAAACUGAAGAGAGAUGUUGUUAUGUACUUUUUCUGAUCAGUUUCGUCUGGAACAUCCUUACUUGCUGCCGUGUCCCGUUAAUUUAUUACUUUGGCCUGGUGUCAACCACUUCAGCUCUCUUUCCAUCUUGAGAGAGGCCAGUCAGCCACUUCCUGACUCCCUUAUGUGGAAAAGCUGUGCCGUCCCGUCAGGCUUUUAAUGCAUCCACUGCAGCAGCCCCCUCUCCUCUCAUCUUCGCUCCUCCUUUCCAACGCUGCUAUUUGUUCUCCUGAUAAAACUGUCAUUGCUAAGGCUGAUAUCUGACCUCUAGUUGGACUGGUGGCAUAAAUGAGCCUUGUGCUAAUAUUGCAAUGUAUUUUUUUCUCCCGCAGAAUCAAGGUUUUUGACAUUUCUCUUGGAAUAAUAGCCUGAUGUGUGCCUGGACACUUUUUUAAUCAAAUGGCCUAGCGAUAAAAAUGUUAAGGCAAAUCAUAUUUUCCACACCGUAACAUGACCAUAUUUGUAUGAUUUUGCAGUUUAAAACAUUAUUCAUAAAGUAACUGUGUCUGACGGAGGUCAGGAAAUAUAAUUGAAUGCCAGGAUCCUCUAGCUUUUAUAUUGUCCCUUUCUCUGCUUUUGACACUUUCCACUGUGUCCCAGCUGUGCAGUGGCAUUGUACCUGUCCCCAUUCCUCGCUGCUUAACCAGCACUGUACCUGAUUCUUGAAGGAGGCCAUCAUUGUCUGUGAGUGUGCUGUUAUGACAGACCUCCCAGCGUCACCGUCAAACUUACUGAAUGCACUCUUUCUUUGUUUUGCGGAAUCCUAAAAAAGUUGGCAAAUGUAUAUCUCAAAUCAAGCAAAUGGAUGCAGAACGGUGCCACAAACAAUAGAAUCAUCAAGUGAAAUCUGAUGUGCUCCGUGUGCUCAUAGAUUUUCCUGUGAAUUCAUGCAGCUAUUCUUUUCAGCACCUGACACAAAGCUUAAAGGGAGAUAAUGAUGGGUGAGGAAGCAGCCCCUGCAAAGCAGGACUGUCUGCUUGUUGAGGAAGGUGUGGAGAUGUUGUCAUGGAAGAGGCUGGAUGAGUGUCAAAACAAGAGCUCCCAACUCCCUCUAUGGCAGCUCAGGCUCUUCACUGAUAUUAUUUGUAUCCUUGUUUUGCCUCUCUGCAGACUACUACUUGUCUGUCCACUGUCUAACAGAUGUUCUCCUCUUCUUUUCAGAUAGAUAGCUUCAUUUUCUUUUACCUCAUUUCUAUCUCACCGAACAAAUAUAUAAAACCAUAAAUUGAUAUUAGGAUUUAGACAGCUGAUUGAUCUUAUCAAGCAAUCAGCAGUACUCUAGUUUUACUUAGAACAUUCUGCCUUGAAGAUGUGAGCCAGCUCAAAGUGGAUCAGGUUGUUAUUUAUGCAUAUGGCUUUUAUGCAUAUGUGUUUGUGAUUACAUUCCGUAUCGAUUUCAUUGGACCAAUGGGCUCCUGAGUGAAGUUGUAAUUGUUUAAAUCUUUCAGGCCAUGUUCGCAGUUUUACAGUAAUUUAAUGAGGAACUACAUUGUAAUUAAAUAUUCAAAUUAGGAACAAGUGUCAAUAUGGCUCUUGUUGCCUAGAAUGAUGAUUAAUUGUAGUCAAAACUCCAGUGGCCAACAUAAUCUGAGCCCAACUGCUACCGUUGAUUACAUAGCAAUACACUUGCCAUGUUUUUGUUUUAAGAAUUAGACUUGAUUUGCCAUAUGGCACCCUAUAGCCAGUACACCCAAAUCAUCUCUAGAAGUCACAGAAUUUGGAAUAAGACAGUUCUUUGUGGUUUAAGAUUAAUAUGAAGAUGGAAACUCUUAGACCCCUUACUAUAACCAGGAGUUGCACUUUCUGUGAACAUAUUGCUGAUUUCAUUCAAUCCAGUUCUUCUGUGGAUGUUAUGUUUGCUGAUCAUUUCAUUGGUCCAUGAAGAUUUGUUGGUGUGGGAGGAUCAACCAUGCUCUAUUCUAUGGCAAUGUCUGAUCUUCCCUUGAUUUCAGUUAGUGGCAACCCAUAAUUUCAUUAUAAAGUGCUUUGUUUUUGUACCAGGAAAGAUGCAAUAUUGAGUACAAUAGUUUUCAAAGGCCAGCUAAACAUAUCUCCAUUUUGACCUUAUCAAAAUGGUGAUAUUUGAGCAAAUGGAUGUUUCAAAGAAGGUUUUCUCUGAAUGCUUAAUUUACAUUUGUGUAUCUCAAUGGAUCGGUUCAUUGUUCUAUGCUAUAUCAUGAACCAAAGCGCUCAAGCGCAUUUCUUCAAAAGAGCAUCUAAACAAUCUCCCUUCAGUUUAUCAGUGUUUGUGAAAUGUCUCACUGCUUGGAGAGGCAUGUCCCUUCCCUUUUCAGCAUUGGCGUCAACCUUUGCAAGGUAAGGAAAGUCUUCAUUAAAUGUGGCAAUCGGUUCCACAAGAUUGAUGCCAACCUUUUAAAAAUUCACCAUUGCCCUGGAUUUAAGAUGGCCAAAUGCUGAUGUAAAUGAACAGGGUAAAAGUCGACCCUAUCAUGGCAAAUAAAUCUGAGUUGCAGGCCUCAGCUCAUAAAUACCACAACCUGUCAGGGAGUUUGUUUUAUUGCUUUUGAUAGAAAUUAUUGCAUUUAUUUAUCUCAUCAAAAGAGAUAGAAACGUAGAAUAGCCACAACUCAUGCAGUGUUGCCCUCAGAAUAUGCAGAGAUGCAGAUAUGUCGCUAGUCUUCUGGAAAUUUAUUUUUCAGCCCCCUGAAGAUGAUUUGUCCUAACCACAAACAGAGCAAAUGGGCAAACACACAUAAACAUACACAGAAUACACAACUACAGUAUUUGAAUCCUUGUGCCCCUAGCUAAGGGUAUUUAAAGUUCCUAUAUUACAUGAACACCUUGCUCAGCAUUACCCUACAUUUGGACACACUGUAGCCUAUUGCUAUAUCAGAUGAGUUUCAUAAUGUUCUGGUGGAACUCAUUUUAACUUCAAUGCAUGUUCAAAGUCACAUUAUGCAGCUCUCCUGAAGCUGAGAAAUUAUUUGCGCUUGCUGUGGAUUUAUCGAUCAGUAGGGGUUAGUCACAGGUUGUAAUUCAUGAUAGCUUGAUUGAUGAAGAUUGCAAUCUUAUACGGUUUGUUAGCUCCAACUGCCCAUGAAGUGCAUCGCAUGCUGUUUUUUUUUGUAAUUCAAGCCUGUAGUAUGGUAAAACAGACUUCCCUUGAGUAAUAUAAUUUAUAUUCCUUUAGCACUAACCAGGCCAUAAUCCCAGACCCAAACCAUUAAAGGACUACCAAAGCCCCCUUGGCAGCUCACGUACAGGCUAGCUUUUAUUUCAUAUCCAGCCCCUCUUCUGUCAGGUGUGUCUUGACCUGAUCAACACGCUGUCUGAUCUUGAAGGGGGUGGGGGUGUCGUCAUGGGGAUGAUUGGGUUGGAAUCGGAAGAUCCUGCCCGUGUGAACCCCUUCUCCUCCUGACACUGAAUCCACGCCUUGGCGUUCUUCUCCAGAUCUCAGAGAAAAUGUCACAUUCAAUGUUGUGGUACACUUGUCUGACGUGACACAGUGCUUUAUCUCCUCCAGGCAAAUACCUGCAGUGCUCCCCACCAGCCCCUACAGGAGGAGCACCAGCAGGCCUGACUCAGAGAGCUCCAGUCUCUAUACCAUAUCA
Messenger RNA from Coregonus sp. 'balchen', 31751 nucleotides. Lineage: Eukaryota; Metazoa; Chordata; Actinopteri; Salmoniformes; Salmonidae. The record is from the annotation of a GenBank genome assembly.